UUCCGCAGGAAGGCGCUCGUGCUGUGCGCAGGCUAUGCGCUCCUGCUGGUGCUCACCAUGCUCAACCUUUUGGACUACAAGUGGCACAAGGAGCCAGUGCAGCAGUGCAGCCCCGACGGGCCGCUGGGCGCCGCGGCUGGGGCCUCCGGGGGCGGUUGGGGGCGGCCCGGGUCGCCCCCGGCAGCGCUGCCCCGCGCACACCACCGGCUGGAUCUGCGCACCCCGUAUCGUUCUCCGGCUAAUGCUGUCGCGCCAGGGGCUGUGGGGGUCCCAGCCCCUCCGGGCAAUGGCAGCCGGGGCGGCGGGGUCAAGCGACAGCUGGUGUAUGUGUUCACCACGUGGCGCUCCGGCUCAUCCUUCUUCGGGGAACUCUUCAACCAGAACCCAGAGGUGUUUUUCCUUUAUGAACCUGUGUGGCACGUAUGGCAAAAACUGUACCCGGGCGAUGCCGUUUCCCUGCAGGGAGCGGCUCGGGACAUGCUGAGCGCUCUGUAUCGGUGCGACCUCUCCGUCUUCCAGUUAUACAGCCCCGCGGGCAGCGGGGGGCGCAACCUCACCACUUUGGGCAUCUUCGGUGCGGCCACCAACAAGGUUGUCUGUUCCUCGCCUCUCUGCCCAGCUUACCGCAAGGAAGUGGUGGGCUUAGUAGACGACCGAGUGUGCAAGAAGUGUCCUCCCCAGCGCCUGGCCCGCUUUGAGGAGGAGUGCAGAAAGUACCGCACACUGGUCAUCAAGGGUGUGCGAGUCUUCGACGUGGCUGUAUUGGCACCCCUGCUGCGGGACCCAGCCCUGGACCUCAAGGUCAUUCAUCUGGUGAGAGAUCCCCGGGCCGUGGCCAGCUCCCGCAUCCGGUCCCGCCACGGCCUCAUCCGUGAGAGCCUACAGGUGGUCCGGAGCCGAGACCCGCGCGCUCACCGCAUGCCUUUCCUGGAGGCUGCCGGCCACAAGCUGGGUGCCAAGAAGGAAGGCAUGGGCGGCCCGGCAGAUUACCACGCUCUGGGCGCCAUGGAGGUCAUCUGCAAUAGCAUGGCCAAGACGCUGCAGACGGCCCUGCAGCCCCCGGACUGGCUGCAGGGCCACUACCUUGUGGUACGGUACGAGGACCUGGUGGGAGACCCUGUCAAGACCCUGAGGAGGGUGUACGAUUUCGUGGGGCUGCUGGUGAGCCCCGAGAUGGAACAGUUUGCCCUGAACAUGACCAGUGGCUCGGGCUCCUCCUCCAAGCCCUUCGUGGUGUCCGCCCGCAACGCCACUCAGGCUGCAAAUGCCUGGCGGACCGCUCUCACCUUCCAGCAGAUCAAACAGGUGGAGGAGUUCUGCUACCAGCCCAUGGCCGUGCUGGGCUACGAGCGCGUCAACAGCCCUGAGGAGGUCAAAGACUUCAGUAAGACCCUUCUCCGGAAACCCAGGCUGUGA
Messenger RNA from Elephantulus edwardii (Cape elephant shrew), 1416 nucleotides. It is a transcript of the gene CHST2, whose product is annotated as carbohydrate (N-acetylglucosamine-6-O) sulfotransferase 2. The record is from RefSeq and is a predicted model, not a curated record. Gene Ontology annotation, cellular component: Golgi membrane. Gene Ontology annotation, molecular function: N-acetylglucosamine 6-O-sulfotransferase activity. The annotation marks the transcript as partial. Lineage: Eukaryota; Metazoa; Chordata; Mammalia; Macroscelidea; Macroscelididae. Gene Ontology annotation, biological process: sulfur compound metabolic process; N-acetylglucosamine metabolic process; carbohydrate metabolic process. The transcript has a single exon.